This is a messenger RNA of Aedes albopictus (Asian tiger mosquito), 1038 nucleotides long. Its product is annotated as probable alpha-aspartyl dipeptidase. Bases 251 to 991 code for a protein of 246 amino acids. Gene Ontology annotation, molecular function: serine-type peptidase activity. Gene Ontology annotation, biological process: proteolysis. Lineage: Eukaryota; Metazoa; Arthropoda; Insecta; Diptera; Culicidae. The record is from RefSeq and is a predicted model, not a curated record. The transcript is spliced from 3 exons.
UUACGCGCAGUGUCGUUAUUGUUCCUUAUCAGUUCUUCGUUCUGUGACCAAUCAUUUGUAAUUUUAUUUUAAUAGCCAAGCGAAUUUGUUUCUCUUCUCUGCUAUCAGUAGCAACUACAACAAAAGACUGAAGAUUGUUGAAUAGUAUUAAGUAGGAUAAGGUGGUUAUCUUUUCUAUCGGAGGGUUUGAUAUUACUGGCCAACAUUGCAUCAGUUCAGUUCAAUUGCUCCAGUGGUAGGUAGCGACUCCAUGAACACAGUGCUCAAGAUGACUGCCAAACGACAGCUCUUCCUGAUGUCCUCGUCGGCCGUGCACGGCUACGAGUACCUCCAGCACGCCGAACAGGAUCUUAGCAACUAUUUCAAAAAAAAUAAUGUCAGCAAGGUGCUGUUCGUCCCGUACGCCCUAGCCGAUUACGACCGGUACACGGAAAAGGUGGGAACCGUACUGAAACGAUGGGGCUUUGACUGUGAGGGCGUUCACAGCGCACCGGAUCCGGUGGCAGCGGUCCGGGAAGCUCAAGCCAUCUACAUCGGAGGUGGGAACACGUUUCUGCUGUUGAAGACCUUGUACGAUCGCGGUCUGGUCGAGCCCAUCCGGGAUCGUGUUCUGAACCAUUCGGUGCCUUACGUGGGCAGUUCGGCCGGAACGAACGUGGCCACCAGGAGCAUUCGGACGACGAACGACAUGCCGAUUGUGUACCCGCCGUCGUUCGAUGCCCUGGCGCUGGUGCCCUUCAACAUCAAUCCGCACUACCUGGAUCCGGAAGUGGGUGGAACGCACAAGGGCGAGACUCGGGAGGAACGGAUUCUGCAGUUUCACGAGCAGAACGAGGUGCCCGUGUUGGGGCUUAGGGAAGGAAGCACUCUGGUGGUAGAUGGCGAGAAGGCGACGCUGAUCGGGACGCGCAAGGCACGGCUUUUUAGGAAAGGGAUGGAACCGGAAGAGCUCGAGACCGGUUCGGACUUGAGCUUUUUGAUGAAACUGUGAGGUGAGAGUGUUGCUUGGGUUGAGUAUUAAUAACACGGUUGAAUUUA